UCAGAGGGUUCUCUUUGGUUUUUCUCUUAACCUGAACUUCGUUUUUAUCUCUUCUCCUCAAGUUAGAGGUCUUUCAAGCAAAAUGCGAGUGGCAAUCGUCCUUGCCUUUGUUCUCGUGGCGACCAUCGCCCCUGCCACCUGCCAAGCACCAUGGUGGAGAGGGCAAGCCAUCAAGCGACUCGGCCAGGGGCAGCAGCAACAGUUCCGCCCCAAAAAUCAAUGGCUGCCGCCCCAAGAUCGCGAGGCUGCGCAGGAGAUGCGAGAGCGAAUGGCGGAGCAAGCAGAGCAAGAUGCCGAAGCCGCAGAAGAGUUGCGAGAACAAGAAGAAGAACGGGCACAAGAAUUGCAGGAGCAGCAGGCCGAAACUGCACAACAAAUGCAAGAGCAGCAGGCGGAAGGUGACCAGCCAGAUGCCUGGGCCGCACAGGGAAUGCAACAACAAGAUGCAGAAGCAGCACAGGAAAUGGCAGAACAGGAUGCAGAAGCAGCACAGGAAAUGGCAGAACAGGAUGCAGAAGCGGCUCAGGAAAUGGCAGAACGGGAUGCAGAAGAGGCUCAGGAAAUGGCCGAACAGGAUGCAGAAGCGGCUCAGGAAAUGGCAGAACAGGAAGCUGAGGCUGAAGAGGCUCAGGGAAUGGCAGAACAGGAAGCUGAGGCUGCAGAAGAGUUGAAUGAACAACAAGCAGAAGAAGCGGAAGCUGAGGCUGAAGCAUUGGAGGAACUCCAGGAACAAGAAGCUGAAGCAGCUGAAGCAAGGGACGAAAUGCAAGGUGAAGAAGCAGAGGGAGCAGGCCUAGGAGCAGGUGGAAGUGGAAGUGUUGGAACAUCAUUCAGUUUAGGAGGUAGCCAAUAUCCGCCUUCAAUGGGAGGCGGGUCAGCUGGUCCCUCAUUUUAUGAUCCAACAGGAGGUCUUGGUGGGUCAGGAGGGUCCGGAGGGUCCGGAGGGUCCGGAGGGUCUGUUAGCUAUGGGGGAUCUUCAUACAGGGGAAAUCAAGGAUCCACCGGAGGAUCAAACGGAGUACCCGGUGGAGCGAUUGGAGGAGCCGGUGGAGUACCCGGUGGAGCGAUUGGAGGAGCCGGUGGAGUACCCGGUGGAGCAAUUGGAGGAGCAGGUGGAGCAGGUGGAGCAGGAGGAUCCCCAGGAGAUGUACCUGGAGGAGGAAACAUAGGAGUCAAUGGAGCGGCAACAGGAGGAGUACCAACUGGAGCAGCAAACGGAGCCGCCCCAAAUGGAGCAGCGAAUUCAGGAACCAAUGGUACCACCAAUGGGACAGCAAACGGAGCCGCCCCAAAUGGAGCAGCGAACUCAGCCACAAGUGGAGCCGCCCCAAACGGAACAGCAAACGGAACUACUGGAGCAGCAGGAUCGAAUGGCUUGAAUGGUAAUGGAGGGGUAGGUUCCCAGGGUACAGCUGGAUCUUCGCAAGGCUCAACCAGCACAUGGACUGAAGGAAUAGGACAGAGCAUGGGAAGUUCUUUCGCUGGAUCAACUAAUCUCGGUGCCCCAAAUGAGCCCAAUAUUGCCUUUGCACCUGCUCCUCUCGCACAAGCUACAGAUGCUCCACUGACUCCGGCCGAAACAGCUGCGUUGGACAAAACGUACAUGGACAAACAUCUCUGUGGUGGAUUCAUGGGUGCUAACGGAAUAUCGGGAAAGAAAGAUCUCGCUGUGCUUGCUCUUGACUAUGCAGGAAUGAAACAAGCACUCGAUCCUUGCAAUGUACCGAAGAAUGGACAAACGACCGGACGUACUCCAGUAAACAUCGCGUUCCGCACGGGUAUGGAGACGCACGGUCAGGAUCCUGCCUCUUCUGUCCUUCGUGAUCUUCCAGGUAUGAUCCAACGAUAUCAAAAGGCCCCGCUAAAGGUUCAUCUCUUCUCUUGGUUUACGCCAUCCGAACAUGCUCUCCGUAGUCUCCUUACAAAGAAACGUCGAGGAGGUCUUGUAAACGCCGAGGUGGUCCUCGGAUACGUUGAGGAAAGCAAAAUGGCCCUCUUCAGCGCACUCCUGGGUGACACCACAUUCACCAAUCUCUUGGGUCAACUCCAGCAAGCCGGCAUCGGUGUAAACCGUGUUUGUGACACUUGCAGUCAGAUUGCCAACUUGACCAACUGGCAACGGAAGCGCCAAGGCCUGGUCAACGGAGUCGGUGUGUUCGACCAGCAAGCCGGACAGUGCGGACCCGUUGCUGAAGUUCCGGCCACCGACCAACUGGCCCUCAGCGCCCCACAGUGCCAGAGCUUCCAGGAAUCCAUGGGGUCUUGCAUAUUCGGCAAGCUGACUGCUGCAUGCCCCUGGCUUCGACACGCCCAAGCUGCCAGCGAACACCCACUGGCUGCUACCAUGCAAACAUGGUCCACCGAGUGCGGGAAGAACCUUGCCUGCUGGCAAGACAAGGGUGCUUACCUGAGUUUCCUGGCGCGCUCUGCAGCCAGCUGUCGCGUCUCACAAUACGGUGCUUCCGCAGCCAUUGGUCAAUGUGUUGGCGCAGGACAGAAUACACCUCUUGAUCCCGCUCCAGCACAGCCUUCUUUGUAGAGAAGUCCAUUGACCUGUCGCUUGAAGAAGAAAAAAAAGGGGGAAACGAAAGAAAAAA
This is a messenger RNA of Strongylocentrotus purpuratus (purple sea urchin), 2597 nucleotides long. RefSeq lists its product as uncharacterized. Lineage: Eukaryota; Metazoa; Echinodermata; Echinoidea; Camarodonta; Strongylocentrotidae. The record is from RefSeq and is a predicted model, not a curated record. The transcript is spliced from 2 exons. Bases 83 to 2539 code for a protein of 818 amino acids. Gene Ontology annotation, cellular component: cytoplasm.